Messenger RNA from Salvelinus fontinalis (brook trout), 1942 nucleotides. RefSeq names its product aquaporin-8-like. The coding region runs from base 270 to 1049 and encodes 259 amino acids. Gene Ontology annotation, cellular component: plasma membrane. The transcript is spliced from 5 exons. Gene Ontology annotation, biological process: transmembrane transport; water transport. Gene Ontology annotation, molecular function: water channel activity. The record is from RefSeq and is a predicted model, not a curated record. Lineage: Eukaryota; Metazoa; Chordata; Actinopteri; Salmoniformes; Salmonidae.
CACACCUGCGGACAUUAUCGCUAGUGCUGCACUGUAUCUCUAGAUACAAAGACUCCUCUCUCUCAUCUAUUUCCUCUCCAAACUCCUCCAUUCUCUCUCUCUCUCUCUCUCUCUCUCUCUCUCUCUCUCUCUCUCUCUCUCUCUCUCUCUCUCUCUCUCUCUCUCUCUCUCUCUCUCUCUCUCUCUCUCUCUCUCUCUCUCUCUCUCUCUCCUCUAUUCUUGCUCUCUCUCCUCUAUUCUCAUUCUAUCUCUCCAAACUCCUUUCCACUAUGACAGAAGGGACAAUGGAACUGGGUGACAUUGGUACAUCCCUGAUGGCAUCAGACUCUAAGAAAGCCCCGGUCAAGCCUCCCAACAAGUUUGAGCGCCUGGUCCAGCCAUGUCUGGCUGAGCUGGUGGGGACCAUGUUCUUUGUGUUCAUCGGCUGUGUGUCGGUCAUAGAGAAUGUGGAGGCAGCAGGGAGGCUGCAGCCAGCCCUGGUCCAUGGUCUGGCUGUAGCAGUCAUGGUGGCUUGCAUGGCAGAGAUCAGCGGCUCCCAUUUUAACCCACCGUUUACCAUUGCUAUCUACCUGUGUGGAGGCAUGAAGCUGAAUAUGGUGGGGCCCUACCUCAUCAGUCAGCUCAUAGGGGGUGUGCUAGGUGCUUCUAUGUCAAAGCUGAUGACCACAACAGAGAACUACUCCAAGGCCCAGGGGGCAGCGUUUGCCCUGCUGCAAUCACAAGAUCAGCUGUGGGGGGCUCUGUUUGGGGAGAUAGCCAUGACCUGCCUGGUCACCAUGGUGGUGCUGCUGGGGGCGGUCAACGCCAAGAGUAGCAGUCCCAUGGUGCCCUUCAUGGUGGGCUGUACUGUCAUCAUCAACAUCCUGGCUGGUGGAGAUGUGUCUGGAACCUGUCUGAACCCGGCCAGAGCCCUGGGUCCUGCUAUAGUGGCCAACUACUGGACCUACCACUGGGUUUACUGGGUAGGACCUAUCACUGGUGGACUGGUGGCUGCUGCACUGGUUAGACUACUGCUUGGAGACCGGAAGACACGUAUUCUCAUGAAGUAAUACCAUAUAUCGAGUUGACAGGUCUGAGAUUACCAUUGUUGUUACAUACAGUACCAGUCAAAAGUUUGGACACACCUACUCAUUCAAGGAUUUGUCUUUAUUUUUACUAUUUUCUACAUUGUAGAAUAAUAGUGAAGACAUCUAAACUAUGAAAUAACACAUAUGGAAUCAUGUAGUAACCAAAAAAGUGUUAAACAUAUCAAAAUAUUUUUGAUAUUUUAGAAUCUUCAAAGUAGCCACCCUUUGCCCACUCUUGGCAUUCUCUCAACCAGCUUCACCUGGAAUGCUUUUCCCACAUAUGCUGAGAACUUGUUGGCUGUUUUUCCUUCACUCUGCGGUCCAACUCUUCCCAAACCAUCUCAAUUGGGUUGAGGUCGGGUGAUUGUGGAUGCCAGGUCAUCUGAUGCAGCACUCCAUCACUCUCCUUCUUGGUCAAAUAGCCCUUACACAGCCUGGAGGUGUGUUGGGUCAUUGUCCUGUUGAAAAACAAAUGAUAGUCCCACUAAGCGCAAACCAGAUGGGAUGGUGAAUCGCUGCAGAAUGCUGUGGUAGCCAUGCUGGUUAAGUGUGCCUUGAAAUCUAAAUAAAUCAUUGACAGUCUAAAUAAAUCAUUGACAGUGUCACCAGCAAAGCACCCCCACACUAUCACACCUCCUCCAUGAUUUAUGGUGGGAGCCACACAUGCAGAGAUCAUUCAUUCACCUACUCUGUGUCUCACAAAGACAUGGCGGUUGGAACCAUAAAUCUCAAAUUUGGACUCAUCAGACCAAAGGACAGAUUACCACUGGUCUAAUGUCCAUUGCUCGUGUUUCUUGGCCCAAGAAAGUUUCUUCUUAUUAUUGGUGUCCUUUAGUAGUGGUUUCUUUGCAGCAAUUUGACCAUGAAGGCCUGAU